Cynoglossus semilaevis (tongue sole) is the source of this 1030-nucleotide messenger RNA. RefSeq names its product serine protease 57-like. Gene Ontology annotation, biological process: proteolysis. The record is from RefSeq and is a predicted model, not a curated record. NCBI's taxonomy places the organism in Eukaryota, Metazoa, Chordata, Actinopteri, Pleuronectiformes, Cynoglossidae. Gene Ontology annotation, molecular function: serine-type endopeptidase activity. The transcript is spliced from 6 exons. The coding region runs from base 75 to 821 and encodes 248 amino acids.
CUGCAGUCUAAACCACGAAGCUCUGAGAAGGCCAGUAUUGACCAUAUGUUGGCAGACGGGUGUUGGCAGAGGCCAUGGCAGUCAGCGGUGUUCUUCUCCUGCUCUUUGUUCUAAGAGCCGAUGCUACUCAAAUCGUUGGUGGUAGAAAUGUGGCCCCGCACUCACGCCCGUACAUGGCUUCACUGCAAGUCCGGGGCAGACACAACUGUGGAGGAGUGUUGGUGAAAGAGGACUUUGUGCUCACAGCAGCACAUUGUGCACUACGGGUACCGUACACUGUGGUGCUGGGAGUUGACACCUUAUCUGGCGACGAGGAUACAAAGCAGGAGUUCACCAGUGUUAGAUACAUUCUACAUCCCAACUAUGAUGGACAGGAGAAUGACAUCAUGCUCCUUCAGCUUAACGGCAAAGCCCAGAUAACAGACGAAGUCCAGCUGAUCCCUUUGAAAACAGACGAUGUGAAAUCGAACAGUAAUUGCAUCACAGCUGGUUGGGGAGAUAUCGGAGACAACGACACACUGGCAACCGUUCUUCAAGAAGUCAAUGUAACCAUCCUAAGACCGCUUACAUGCCGCAGGAGAUGGGGAAGGGUUCCCAUUACUAGAACUAUGGUCUGCGGUGUGGGCAGGGGACGUUUCCAAGGGUUCUGCUCGGGGGAUUCAGGUGGUCCACUGGUGUGUGACAGCGGUGUGGCAGGUAUUGUCUCUUUUUCUGGAAGAAAAUGCGGAAACCCAAGGAAGCCUGAUGUAUACACUAAAGUCUCGUCUUUCAACGAAUGGAUUACAGGUGUAAUAAGCAACAAGCAUGUAACGUCUGUUUAAUACUGCAGAUGUGUAACCAUGGAGAUGUAGUCUUUCUUCUGUCCCUUUUACACAAGCAUACAUUUUGUCUUGGAUAGAGAGAGUGGUUCCUACUAAAAUGUGCUGUUUUGAACGCAAUCAUACCUUAAAAAUAAAUCAUAAAAUGAAUGCCAUAUCUUUGUACAAUAUGUCUUCUUUGGAAAUAAUUGAAUACUGCCUACUUACUUUGA